This is a messenger RNA of Pundamilia nyererei, 1916 nucleotides long. RefSeq names its product solute carrier family 30 member 6 (gene slc30a6). The record is from RefSeq and is a predicted model, not a curated record. Gene Ontology annotation, cellular component: Golgi apparatus; membrane. The transcript is spliced from 13 exons. Bases 100 to 1842 code for a protein of 580 amino acids. Gene Ontology annotation, molecular function: monoatomic cation transmembrane transporter activity. NCBI's taxonomy places the organism in Eukaryota, Metazoa, Chordata, Actinopteri, Cichliformes, Cichlidae. Gene Ontology annotation, biological process: zinc ion transport; transmembrane transport.
GAUGCCCUGUCUUUCAGUUUCUCGGGACUUGGAGCAAACACUAACAGUUUUUAAAUUCUAAUUUUUCAAUUAUAUGUAAAAAAAAAAGCCUUAGCCCAAAUGGUCUUCCAUAGGUUGAUCUGUAAACGUUCAGCGCUUCCGCUGAUUGGUGGAGUGGCGCAUGCGCGGCGCAACCAAAAGAAAGAACAGACUGAUGGGAACAGGAAGUCCAAAAUGGCGAUGGACGGAAUGAUGUCUACGUCCUCGGGUCUAUCUUAUCACAAUGCCGGGGACUUUUACCCGAGAAAGUUCGGCCCGAAGCCGGACGUGGUGCCGUCCGGGGUGACGGAGAGGAAGGUGGGGCCGCUGGAUAAACCGGACAUGGUGUCGGUGGAUGUCCUCAACAUCAAGGAUUCAGACGUCCCGAUGCACAGGAAGAAGCACGAGCACGACACCUACGUCCUGGGGACUAUUCACCCGUUCAGGAAGACGCACAGAUCCAUCUUUGGGAAGCUUCUGCAGGAGUUCAGGCUGGUGUCCUCAGACAGACGAUCGUGGAGGAUCCUGCUGUUCGGGGUGCUCAACCUGCUGUGCACCGGCUGUCUGCUGAUGUGGUGCAGCUCCACCAACAGCAUGGCUUUAACUGCCUACACGUACCUCACCAUCUUUGACCUCUUCAGUUUGAUCACCUGUCUCAUCAGCUCCUGGGUGACCAUGAAGAAACCCAGCCAGGUCUACUCGUUUGGGUUUGAAAGACUGGAAGUUUUGGCAGUUUUUGCCUCCACUGUUCUCGUCCAGCUGGGAGCUUUGUUCAUCCUGAAGGAAAGUUCUCUCUCCUCAGCGGCUAGCAGCAGUUGGCUUCAGGAGCAUGUGGCAGAUUUAAGUCGAAGUUUGUGUGGCAUCGUUCCAGGCCUGAGCAGCGUGCUGCUGCCUCGCAUGAACCCCUUUGUCCUGAUCAACAUGGCGGGAGCUCUGUCCCUGUGCAUCACCUACAUGCUCAUCGAAAUCAACAACUUCAACGCAGUGGACACGGCGUCUGCGGUCGCCAUCGCCCUCAUGACCUUCGGCACCAUGUAUCCCAUGAGCGUGUACAGCGGCAAAGUGCUGCUGCAGACCACGCCCUCCCACAUCAUCGGGCAGCUGGACAAGCUUCUGAGAGAGGUGUCGACUCUGGACGGGGUGCUGGAGGUCCGAAACGAGCACUUCUGGACUGUUGGCUUUGGAUGUCUGGCUGGCUCCGCCCACGUCCGGAUCCGCCGCGACGCCAACGAACAGCUGGUUCUGGCUCACGUCACCAACCGGCUGCUGCCGCUCGUCUCCACGCUGACCGUGCAGAUCUUCAAAGACGACUGGUCCCGGCCCCUCCUCACCGGGGCCCUCUCCUCCUCCUCGUCCUCCUCGCCCGCUGCCUCCCCGCUGGGUGCUGCCGAUGGCUACGCCGCCCUCGCCUCAUCGCUGCCUCCUCUGCUCUUGUCCCCGGGAGGAGAGUUCGACCCGCUGACCUCCACCCCCUCCAAACCCACCAGCCCCCCUCCGGAGUUUUCCUUCGACACUCCGGGGAGGAACGUGCAGCCGAUGGUCCUCGCCGCUUUGGGACACCACACCCACAGGCCGUACGGAGGCCUGGGACUCUCCUACGGGUCGACCCCCUACACAGGGAUGCUGAAUCAGGGCCUGGCGCGGCCUGGUGGCGGGAUGGGACUGGGCACACAGGGUCUGGGGGUCGGGCUCGGACUGGGCGUGGGCAGCGGCGGCGGGCCGUCCUCUCAGAGCUACAGAACUGCGUUUGGCGGGUCGACGGCGCCGCUGCGCUUCGGAAACCCUCUGGCUUCACAGUCGCAGUACCGACAGUACCGGCCGUGACCGCUCCGGCGGGUUCAGGACUUUCGGGUACUCGAAAUUCAUUUGUGACGGUCGGCUCCUCGGGAACGUCGAGU